AUGUCAUACGCCGACGCUGCUGCAAAGGGCCCUAAGCAGGCCCCCGAGGAGGCUCGUGCUCCUUACGUUGGAGGAGUCUACAAGGACGAAUCCGAGAGCACAGCUUCGCUGAUCGAUGUCGACGGACCCCACGUGCAAUCUGUAGAGCCGGAGUUCCUCAAGCAGGAUGUCCAGACUACCACUCAGGCUGAGCGGAUAGAGCGCGAAGCCGAAGAGAAGGAGAAGCAGCGCGCAAGCGAGGAUGCCGAGAAGAAGGCCAAGGCCCGCAAGGCUAAGGCCAGCGGCAUCCGUGAAAACACCAGCAACCCCGUCUUUCUUGCCAACGCUGCUAUCGCGACUCUCGUUGGUGCCGGUCUCGGCUUCGGUGCUUAUCGGCAACACACGCAGGGCAGGCUGUCCUGGGAGCUCGUUGGAUUGUCUGCUGGUGCUGUUGGCGUCUUUGGCGCGGUGGACUACUUCGUCAGCAAGUGGUUCUUGCAGAACAAGUUCCCCCCGAAAUAG
Molecule: messenger RNA, 501 nt
Organism: Penicillium canescens
Lineage: Eukaryota; Fungi; Ascomycota; Eurotiomycetes; Eurotiales; Aspergillaceae
Exons: 4
Coding region: 1-501 (166 amino acids)
Cellular component (GO): mitochondrial outer membrane
Molecular function (GO): nascent polypeptide-associated complex binding
Source: RefSeq, a predicted model, not a curated record